Folsomia candida is the source of this 1964-nucleotide messenger RNA. RefSeq lists its product as uncharacterized. The transcript is spliced from 6 exons. The record is from RefSeq and is a predicted model, not a curated record. Gene Ontology annotation, molecular function: protein binding. NCBI's taxonomy places the organism in Eukaryota, Metazoa, Arthropoda, Collembola, Entomobryomorpha, Isotomidae. The coding region runs from base 263 to 1825 and encodes 520 amino acids.
AGAGUUCCUUGGUCUUACUAUUAGUUUGUGGAAUUUGUAAGAGUCAAGUGAAAAUGUGGGAGCAGAGAAAUCGGGUAAAAGCCCAAAUCUCACCGAAUCGGGUCUCACUUUUCCUCCAGACUUUCACCAGUUCACACAACCCGAUCGGAACGGAACCAGAGUGACAGGAACUUGGUCUCAAAUUUUCUUGACAAGAUUCAAUUAUUUGAUUUGAUAGGUUGUGUGCGGUUGAGUUGAGUGGAAAAAUAUCGCGGCGACAGAAAUGAGGCCGAAUUGUGAGCAGGGGUUUGUUUUGUUCAAGUUGAUAUUUGUUUUGAUCGUGUUACUUGGCGAGGUGGGGGUGGGAAACGGUCAUCAUCAUCACCACCAACACGGUCAUGGAAAUAGGAAGCGACACAGGAGUGGCAGAAGUCAUCAAUUUAAAAUUAAGCCAACCUGCUCCGAACAGUGGACGAUAUCCUGUCCUCCAAUCAUCUUCCCGGACUAUUCCUCCUGCUCCUGGACCUGUCCAGGCUCUACUCCCGGGGACGGCCCGAUCUGUGGUAGUGACGGUUUAAUCUACGACUCCCGCUGCAUCCUCGAGAAGGAGGCUUGUCUCCAAAAAUUGCGACAGUUUGGAACAUCAUCGUGGAACGAUGCGGGGGACGAAACCGCACGGAAUAUAUUGACAGUUGACGAGACGGGCGGCCGGAAGUGCGUUCAUUUCCUGGAACCUCUCCAUCAAAGAACGGGCAUCCAAUCUUUUUACGACGAAAAAGGAAGUCGUGGUGCUGACAUGGUGAAUACUGGUGGGACGAGGACGACGACAAUAACUACGCUAGCACCAGCAAGAAUGAGUAGUACGACAGAAUCUCAUCUUCCCAGUCAGCAAUCUGGCAGAAAUGGUGAAAGUGGUUCUGCUGCUUUCUCGGUAGGGGAAAGAAUGCAAGCCGAUGAGGCAGAGAGACAUCAUACCGAGGAGGAGAAAGUUUGUAGCAGGGAAGACUUUGAACGUUUCAAGGGAAAAUUGUUCGACUUGACCAAAAUCAAGUGGCGAGAGAUGACAUGGGGUAAAACUGAGACACCAAAAAAUGACGACUUGGAGAAGAUGAGCCCCACAUGGAGCCGACUUUUGGCAGGAGAUGGACCGGAAGCUGAUAAGGACAAUUUAAUACGCCUCAUCUUUUCCAGCUUAGAUCACGAUUCUAACUUCAUUCUGAACUAUGCCGAACUUUAUCAAGCAGACGUAGACUUGGUUGAACCCUUGCUGAAGGGUAACUGUCAAUGGAGGGACUUUCUCCGAUUUCAGGACAAGGAUCCACAAGAUGACAAAAUCCACGUCACGGAAUUCUACGCCGCCUUCUCUCAUCUUUACGGGGUGACGAUGAUUUCCCUCGAGAAGGCGUUCGAGUGGAAGAAGUUGGAUGUCGUCCAAGGGGAGGAUCUCCAUCUGUACUGUGAUGUCGUGGGGUCUCCUCCCACCCGCGUGGUAUGGACCACACCCAAUAUCAAGCCGCAAAAACGACGAACCAGUGACGACCCCCACAUUUUGCACGAGGUGGAUGGAUCCUUACUCAUUUUGGGAGUGGAGAAACACCACGGGGGAAAUUAUUCGUGCAAGUCGGUAAGAAACGAGGAGGUGGUGCAAGUCAUAUCGCUAAAUGUGGUCAGUUCCUCGAACAGUAGGAGUAUCAGUAAGAUUAAUGGCAAGGAGACCGUUAACAAUGUAAGUUAUUGGACUGAAAGUAGGUUGUUUGAUAGAAAUGGGGGGAAAGUUUUGGAUCGAGAAAGUAGUGCGGAAGCGAGUAGUUCGUAUCUUAUGGAGGAGGACGAAGACUAUUUAUAAUAAUAUUUUUGAAAAAAGAAGAAAUAAAUUGUGAAACGCUUAUAAUAAUUGUAUAAGAAUUUCUUGUUAAGAAUUGUUGUCAAUUAGAUAAUAAAAUUACACGUAAAUAUAUAUAAGUUUAGUUACGUAAAUAACAUAA